Molecule: messenger RNA, 1002 nt
Organism: Haemonchus placei
Lineage: Eukaryota; Metazoa; Nematoda; Chromadorea; Rhabditida; Trichostrongylidae
Source: the annotation of a GenBank genome assembly
AUGACUCGUGUUGCUAUAGUCGGAGAGGGAGUAAUCGGUACUUCGACAGCUUUAGCACUCAAAAAACUCCGGCCAAAUGUACAGAUCACCAUCUUCCAUGACAGACCAUUCGAAAAGGCAUGUUCUGCUAUGCCUGCUGGAUUGUUUCGCUUUGAUAAUCUCAAUGACAGAGCCGAUGCAAAGACAACGUUCGAUUGGUACGCCGAACUGUGUCGUCAAAAACCUGGCACCGUUACCGGCGUGAAGUUGGUUUCUGGCCAUAUUCAAUCUGACGACAUAGAGGCUUUAAAGGGACAGGAACGUGCUUAUGGUGAUAUUGUCUAUAAUUUUCGUUAUCUUACUGAACGAGAGAUUGAAAGCCUGUUCCCUGAUCCAUCGAGAUACGCCAUCCAUUUCACAUCCUAUGCUGCCGAAGGAAAUCAAUAUGUACCGUUUCUGAAAAAGCAGUUAUUCAGUGCUGGGGUUGUCUUUGUCCGAAGAACAAUCAAUAGCAUUGAUGAGUUAGCUGAAGAAGGCUUCGACUUCAUCGUCAACUGUGCUGGAUUGAACGCUGGGAAGCUAGCCGGUGACGAUGACGGUGUAUAUCCCAUUCGUGGUGUAGCAUUCGAGGUCGAAGCACCUUGGCAUAAACAUUUCAACUACCGCGACUUUUCAACAUUUACUAUUCCUAAAAACAAUUGCAUCAUUGUUGGCUCAGUGAAGCAGGCAAAUCGUAACGACACCGAAGUCACUGAUGAAGAUCGACAUGAAAUAUGGGAACGUUAUGGAAAGCUACAUCCAGCAAUGAAGGGAGCAAAAAUCCUCAGCGAAUGGUGUGGCUUGCGACCGGCUCGAGCAUCUAUACGUGUAGAGGCUCGGGAGAAGACGACGAAGACUGGGAAGAAAUAUACGUUAGUUCAUCAUUAUGGACACGGUGGUCAUGGCUUUACCAUUGGCUGGGGUACUGCUUGUCGUGCUGCAGCUCUCAUUGAUCAAGCACUGAUGGAAAAAGCUAAACUGUAA